ACUUUUCUUUUUCUCAUUUUGGGUAUUCACAAAGUUGGUAAAUUUUUUUAGAUCUAACCAAAUACACUUUCUGGGUAUCUCUUUUUUAUACACACCUGUAAUUACACUACAUCAUCAAAAUCAAAAUACAUUCACAUGUUCUUUCUCUUGGGUUUCGAAAAAUACGAUUUUGAUGCCACCCUCUGUACCCUUUACAGAGGCUGAUAUGUAUUCUUCAUUGCCCACCUUUUGUCUUUCUCCUUUCAUGUUGUUUUGGCUCCCUAAUUUGAGAGUUGGGUCGUGUUGUGCUUGGUUAUAGGGGAUAAUAAGAUAGAGUGAGAGUGAGAUCACAGGGUCUGAAAAGUUAGGAUCCGAGGCCAUUUCUUUGGAGGGUAGUAAGCAACUAGUAGCCAUACAUAGGCAUUUCUCUUUCACUUGAAAAGCUUUUGGUUAAGGUGGCUUUUGAGAGGGGAAUAUAUACUUGUUACGGUUGCCGUUUUGAAACACAACAGUGUGUGUGUGAGGUGAGAGUGUAAAAGAAAAGAGGGAGCGUUAUAAAGGGGGAGCGUUGGCUUUAGCAUGCAACUUGGGUUCGGUAAAAAGAGGGAGCGUCCAAGGAAGAGAGCCACACUAAUAGAAUAAACAUAAACAUAAACACGGAGACAAGAUCAUGCAAGAAGAUAUGAAGAAGCAGCAGAAGCAGAAGCAGCUGGUCAAUGAAGAAUCUAAGAAGAAGGAGCGUCACAUUGUGACGUGGACUCAAGAGGAAGAUGAUAUACUCAGGGAGCAGAUUGGCAUCCAUGGAACUGAAAAUUGGGCAAUCAUUGCUUCUAAAUUCAAGGAUAAAACGACAAGACAGUGCAGAAGAAGAUGGUACACUUAUUUGAAUUCUGACUUCAAGAAAGGAGGAUGGUCACCAGAGGAAGACAUGCUUUUAUGUGAGGCUCAAAAACUAUUUGGUAACAGGUGGACAGAAAUAGCAAAGGUGGUUUCAGGCAGAACGGAUAAUGCUGUGAAAAACCGAUUCUCCACACUGUGCAAAAAGAGAGCAAAAUAUGAAGCCUUAGCAAAAGAGAACAGCACUUCAUACAUCAAUUCAAAUAACAAAAGGACUUUUCUCCAGCACAGGUGUGAUACAGAUGUAGCAUCAGAAUCUGCAGUAGCUAUUAAAAAGAUGAGGAGGUCACAUAUCCCUGAUGCUGAAGAAAAUAUCAACUUUGGAGACAGAUCACAUAAACAAAACGGAAUUCCAAUAAAUCAGCAGUCAAGAGCACCAUUUGCAGUUUUAGCUCAAAACUCUCGCAAUGUCAACUUGCCAGACCAGGAUCAUGUCUGCAAUUUGAAGUUUAGUGAUUAUGCCCAAAACAAGAUUCAAGGAACAUUCCUUAAAAAGGAUGACCCAAAGAUAAAUGCGUUGAUGCAACAAGCAGAGUUAUUAAGCUCACUGGCUCUAAAAGUUGAUUCAGAGAACGUAGAUCAAAGUCUUGAAAAUGCAUGGAAGGUUCUUCAAGAGUUUCUCAACAGAACCAAAGAAUCAGACAUCCCCAGAUGCAAGAUUCCAGAUUUACAACUUAUAGAUCUUAAAGAUUUGUUGGAGGACUUGAAAAACAGUAGUGAGGAAAUGCAGCCAUGCUGGAGGCAAAUGGAACUAUAUGAAGACUCUCCAGGCAGUUCUGAAUACAGUACGGGAUCAACUCUGCUGCCUCAUUCAGCUGGUGAGAAUUUGGAACAGUCAUUACAUCAGGACAUUGGAACCGAACUGAAUAUACAAAUGGGUGGUCCUGAAGAACUUAGGGGAUGUCACCAAGGGGUUCUUUCAAGUGCAACUCUAGAUCAAGCAGAUUUAUUCCCAUCUUGUGAGGAGCAGAUAAACAAUGAUGGCAUUGUUUCUGCCUUGUCAUGUUCGGAGGAUUUCAGUUCACCUCUUCAAGUUACACCUCUGUUUAGAUCCUUAGCUGCUGGAAUUCCUAGCCCGCAAUUUUCAGAAAGUGAAAGGAACUUCCUUAUGAAAACGCUUGGAAUGGAAUCUCCAUCGCUCAACCCAAGUGUUAAACCGUCACAACCGCCUCUCUGCAAAAGAGUGCUCCUAAUAUGAAUCUCUAACUUAUCUGAAAUCUAAAAUACAAAUCAUUUUGAAGUUCCUUUCCUUUUCUGAACCCUUUCUCCCUACCCAUGGCAAUCGGGCCUGCUAGUUCUUCUCUGCCUGGUUUGAGAAAGAUUGCAAUUUUGUUCUGCCUAAAAUUUUGAAAGCCAUACACUCCUCCAGAAUGUUAUGGUACAUUCUGAGGAUCAUCAACACAUCUAACAGUGUCCUUUUCUUCCCCCUCUUCUCGAAGGGUUACCACCUUACCUUUCUUGAUACUUGCACCGAAAAAAUAGUGUGCUUACUUCUUAGUGUGUCAUUCUUUGGUUUGUUUUGAUAUCAUUCUGGGUUUGUUUUUUCUCCAAUCCAGCUUUUGAUCUUGGUUUGCCCUUUUGUACAGAGUUUGGUGUGUAGUAAUCCUGAGUGUAUGUAUACUCCGGCAAUUCGCCAUCCUACUACAUAUAAUGAACAGAGACAUAGAUAGAAGAGAAAGAAGAAAAAAAGAGAGCAAAAGAUUAACCAGUGGCAAAUUGGAUUCCUCUUUUGUUGUUUUGGGUGUGCAUAGAUCAUAGAAUAAACAUUUUUUAUUCCUUUUCGGUUCUGAUGUACUGAAACAUAAUUAUAAUUGGAGUGGAAAUGCAUUUUGGCUUGGGUGUGCA
Molecule: messenger RNA, 2721 nt
Organism: Vigna umbellata (rice bean)
Lineage: Eukaryota; Viridiplantae; Streptophyta; Magnoliopsida; Fabales; Fabaceae
Product: transcription factor MYB88
Biological process (GO): regulation of DNA-templated transcription
Cellular component (GO): nucleus
Molecular function (GO): RNA polymerase II cis-regulatory region sequence-specific DNA binding; DNA-binding transcription factor activity, RNA polymerase II-specific
Source: RefSeq, a predicted model, not a curated record